Molecule: messenger RNA, 687 nt
Organism: Linum tenue
Lineage: Eukaryota; Viridiplantae; Streptophyta; Magnoliopsida; Malpighiales; Linaceae
Source: the annotation of a GenBank genome assembly
AUGGUCGUCAUGGCAGCUGCUGUUUUCCUGUCGGCGGCUCUAUCAAUUCUUCUUGCUAUCGGGAUGGCAGUUUUGGCGACGGCAGAAGUUGAUAUUCAGCGACGAGAUGCGGAUCCCGCCGAUGGGUUCAAACGAGUUGAGCUGACGGAACGGAACUUUAAGCUGCAGAAGCCUUACGACGUGCCGUUGGAGAAGCGGUACAGCUUCAAGAAUGGAGUGCAUCGGUUGUGGGUCUACGACGACGACAAGCCUUUCAAACCCCACAGCACUACCUUGCCUCGGACCGAAAUCAGAAUCAAGGGCCUGGAUUACUCAUCAGGAGUGUGGCAAUUCGAAGGCUACGCGUUCGUGCCGAAAGGAUCGCACGGAGUGACGAUAUUCCAAAUCCACGGCGGAAGAACAAUAAGCACCCUCACUCUGCAGCUCAGGGUGAUCGGCAACGACCUCUGGUACUUCUGGAAGAAGCCCAUUGUUCCCAACAUCGUGGACAGGUGGUUCAAGCUGAACGUGAUCCACGACAUAGAGAAAGGGAAGCUGUCGGUGAUCGUUGACGGCGACCUGAAGAUCGUCGGGAAAGACGGCGGGAAAGGGGCUUGUUACUUCAAGUGUGGGGUGUAUUCCUGCCGGAAGAAAGCUAGCCAUUACAUGGAAGCACGGUGGAAGAACAUCAAAAUUUACAAGAAGUAA